This is a messenger RNA of Paramecium octaurelia, 3165 nucleotides long. The record is from the annotation of a GenBank genome assembly. Lineage: Eukaryota; Ciliophora; Oligohymenophorea; Peniculida; Parameciidae.
AUGUCAACCGAGGUUAAAAGACAAUAGAAUUUUUCUCGUGCUUAAUCCACGAAUAUUAACAAAGCAGCUGAGCAAUGGAUAGUUGAUACUUUAGCAAUGGAUAUCAGAUUUAAAACUAUGGAGGAAGUUGGAAUUAGUAGACAUCAAUUGAUGGUAAAAGAAAAGUGUAACAUUUUAGGGUAGAGGACUAAGAAAGGACACAAUUGAUCGUCUCUAUAAAGGGUUGUAUGUUUAUUCUAAAGGAUUCAAUGAACUUCUAAAUUAAUGCAUUGGGGAUGACAUUUUAAUAGUAAAAGGGUUGAUUUGGAAAGUGUUCCUAAUUUUAUUGGAGAGAUACAAUAGUUCUGAUUAUUAGAUGAUGAUGCAGCAAUUAAUGGAAUAGCAUUUUAAAGAAGUGAAGUAGGUGAUAAAGGAUAAUGAGACAAUAGGGGUUUAGAAUUAGGAAUUGUAAAAUAAGUUGUAAGAAGAACAAGAGAAACAGGAGGAACAAAUUUAAAAUCAUAAUAAGAUUGAAUAAAACUUGAAAUAUUAGCUAGAUAUUUUGAAUAACAGAUACUUACUGGCAGAUGAUGCUGCUGAAAGGGAGUUGGAGAAAAGAUUUCGACUUGAAAACAAAACAGGAUAAAUAAGAUAACAAUUUAGUGAAUUGGUAUGUAAAUAAUAGUUACUAUUGGAUGAAUUGUAAUAUCUGAACAAAUAAUUAUAAUAAAAGAAGAAUUAGAACGAUGACUUGUUGGAGGAGAGAUAAAAUUUCUUGAAAAAGUUGGAAAAGUUGAAUGAGGAAAACAACUCAUUAAAAAUUAAGAUUAUUGAUUAUACAUCCACUAUAUCAUUAAAAAAUGAAUUGUUGAGGAAUUCAGAUGAAUUGAUAACUAAAUUAUAAAAUCAAAUUAUAAAGUAAUAACAUUAGGCUACAACCUUUGUUACCAAUCCUUUUUUGUAAUUAAGGUAAAAAGAUGACGAAUUGCAAUAAUUGGAGGAAGAAAAAUUGAAAUAGGAGAAUCAAGAACUUAGAAAUAGAAUAAUGGUUUAUUAAUAAUAAAUAGAUAUUUAUAUUCAAUAAAAAUCAUAGGAUCUUUUGAAUUAGAUUAGAUUGCUUGAGGACAGUCUGAGUAAGUAUAAGCAAUCUAAUCAAGAAUUAUAGGAUAAGUACUUCAAUAAGAAACAAAAAUUGAGUAAUGUAUUUAAUUAAGUAAUUUUUAGCUUAAACAUAAAUAUAACUCCUUAUUAGUAACCCAAGAGAUCACUAAGGGGAAUUUGGAUAUUAAUUUUAAGAAGAUUGAAAACUUAGAGAAUGCAAAUAGUUUCUAAAUUGUUAACAAUUCCACUUUAAGUCAAUAUGUAGAACGAUUAACAAAUUGUAUUAAAAAGAUGGAAUAAAAUGAGAAAAUCUUAAAUGAAAGAAUCCAUUCCUAAUUUGUAUUAAAAUAUCAAUUCAUUAUAUUAGCAAACCAUACAGGCCUUGUCAUAAUAGGUCGAAGUGACUUCAAGAUAGAAUUAAUAAAAAAUAGAUAAUCUCAAUCAAUUAUUGCUAUAGAAAUCAAUUUAAAAUGAUGAAUUAUAAUUAUUAUAUAAGGACUUGAAGUAAUCACAUUAGGUGAUGUAAGAACAAUAUUAGAAGGAAGUUUUAUAACUAUAAGUGUAGAAUGAAGAGUAAAAGUAAAAAUUGUAAACCUAAGAAAUCGCCUAUUAUAAAUUAGAAUAGAAUGAAAUAUAAUUGAAAUUUGAACUAGAGAAUUAAACAAAGUAAAAAUCUUGUAUUAUGUUAGAUAGUAUUAGGAAUACAUACUAAAAAAGGAGGAAUAAACUAAAUUGAUAAAUGAUUAAGGGAGUAAAAUAAGAAAACUUGAGAAAGAUAAUGCAAGAAUUGCUUAAGAAUUAAAUUGGGUAACAAACUAAAACUAAGGUUUCUCUGAUAAAAUUAAAAAAUAAUAGUUAAUAAUUAAAGAUCUUCAAAAAGAUUUAGAUUAAGUAAAGAUUGAUUACUCAUAAGCUCAAAGGGAAUUUGAAGAUAUGAAAUUUGAUUAUGACGAAUAGAUAAUUUUCUAUUAAUAGAAUAUUCAGAGUUUGGUCAAAUAAAGAAAAGAAUUUGAGGAAGACUUAGUAGUUAAACAUUAAACUAUAUCAAAAUAAGCCUAGAUAAUGGCUGAUCAAGAUGAAAAAUUAAAAAGAUAAGAAUUGAAUUUGAUGAAUAAAGAUUAAGAUAUAAAAUUGAUUGAAGAAAAAUUAAUGUUGGAAUCUUAGAAAUUUAAUAAUCUGAUGAUUUAAAAAGAAGAGCAGAGCGAUUAACCUGACAAAUCCACAAUAAUCAGUUAGAAUAUUUAGGACAUUAUUUAAAAAAAGCUGAUUUAAAAGAUAAAAUAGAAGCGAUAACAAGGUAAUUCAAAUUUAAUUACAAUAAUUGAUUCGAUGGAAAAUGACAAUAGCAUAUAAGAAAUAAUUGAGCAUUAGUUAUAAAAUGACAGCACUCUAGAGAAUUUGUUGAAUUCCAUAGUAGAGGGUCCAAAAUUUUAAACAUCUUCUACACAAUAAUUACAAAAUAGUAAUAAUGGGUUUUAGAAAUAAUCCAAUUAUUAAUAGAAAUCUUAGAGUAUUCUCCAAACAUAAAAUUAGACAAAACCAAAAUCAAAUUAAAUUGGUACUAAGCCAAUAAAACCUAUACCUCAGUUCAAAUAAUAACAAACUAUUGAAAUCUUGCCACAAAUAUUAAACAAAAGUAAUGACAUUAUUUCAAAUCAAUCAUCACGAAAUAAGAAUAAUAAAUAAUCCCAAAAGAGACCAAGUAAAAGUAUGUAAAGAUCAGAAACUACUUAAAAUUAUAAAUCUCUACAACAGAAUCAGUAAAACCAGUCAUAUUAAUCAGAUAGUAAUUUAAUCUAAUAAUAAAACUAAUCAAAAAAUUAAAAUUUGUCCUUCUAAGUAAAUGUAGAUACAUCGUUUUAAGAAACUGCACAAUUUCCAACUUAAUUUAUGCAAUAAACAUAUUAAGGAGGGGAACAUGUCAGUUUUAACACUAUUUCAGAGAAAGAAUUAUAUGGGGAUGCGGAGAAUUAGGAAUAACGAAGAUAAUCAUAAUCAAGACCAAGAAAACCAUCUAUAACUAAAUCAAAAUAGUUCACUUAGCUUUAUAAAGUGGCAGCUGAUUAUUAUACUCAAUGUCAAUGA